AUGCAUUAUAUAUCACGAUGUAUGUCGGAUCCAUCCUUUAUUUUGCCACAAACAUUACCUUCUCAAACUUAUUCAGAGGCUGCUGGUCGUUUCAAUACCCCCAUCCACAGACAUAACACUGUCAAAUCUCCCGUCAUCGCCACUAGAGGUACCAUCCAGCCCAUCAUGUCCCCUGUCACAAGCCAUACUACCGCAUCUUCCUUCAACUCAAGGACAAAUACAACUCACUCUUCUGUCUCCUUAUCGCCACAAGAGAUGAAUCAAUACAGGCCUUAUUUUAAUGAACUGGAUACUGAUAAUUCAGGAUUUAUAGAUGCCGAUGAAGCUGUGUAUUUCUUUAGCCACUCUCGUCUUUCUGAUGCAGAGUUAGGCUUGAUUUGGGAAAUUGCUGAUAGCAGAUGCUUGGGAAAGUUGGACUUUCACGAUUUCUGUGUGGCCAUGCAUUUGAUAAACCUGCGUAAAAAUGGCGAAAGGAUCGACAUAUGUUCGUAUUACAAACAAGCCAAGAAAAUCAUAUCACUUACCCUUUUUUAUUUGCUCUAA
Molecule: messenger RNA, 543 nt
Organism: Mucor mucedo
Lineage: Eukaryota; Fungi; Mucoromycota; Mucoromycetes; Mucorales; Mucoraceae
Exons: 1
Coding region: 1-543 (180 amino acids)
Biological process (GO): endosomal transport; endocytosis
Cellular component (GO): plasma membrane; cytoplasm
Molecular function (GO): protein binding; calcium ion binding
Source: RefSeq, a predicted model, not a curated record